Molecule: messenger RNA, 1480 nt
Organism: Setaria italica (foxtail millet)
Lineage: Eukaryota; Viridiplantae; Streptophyta; Magnoliopsida; Poales; Poaceae
Product: GDSL esterase/lipase At5g45910
Exons: 4
Coding region: 78-1214 (378 amino acids)
Molecular function (GO): hydrolase activity, acting on ester bonds
Source: RefSeq, a predicted model, not a curated record
AUGCCGGCCGAGCCGUAGUCUCUCUCGAGCGGCAUUUGGUAAUCGUUUCGUUACCGUGAUCCAGUGAUUCUGCAGCCAUGAGGAGUCCCGUCAUCGCCGCCGUGGUCCUCCUCCUCGGCUCGUUCCUGCUCCACGGCGCGGACGCCGGCCACCGGCCCAAGCCCUCCUUUACCGCCAUAUUCAGCUUCGGCAACUCCUACGCCGACACCGGCAACUUCGUCAGGUUCGCCGCGCCCUUCAUCCCCGUCAUCCCUUUCAACAACCUCCCCUACGGCGAGACCUUCUUCCACAAGCCUACCGGCCGGGCCAGCAACGGCCGCAUCAUCCUCGACUUCAUCGCUGAAGCUUACGGUCUGCCGUUGGUGCCGCCGUCCCUGGACACGACGCAGAGCUUCAGCAAGGGCGCGAACUUCGCGGUCGUGGGGGCGACGGCCCUGGACCUGUCCUACUUCAUGGAGCGCAACAUCACCUCCGUUCCCCCGUUCAACAGCUCGUUCAGCGUCCAGAUCGGGUGGUUCGAGCAGCUUCUCAAGACGUCGCUCUGCAACAACACCGCCAAGGGAAAAUGCGACGAUUACCUGAAAAAGUCUCUCUUCGUCAUGGGCGAGUUCGGCGGGAACGACUACGUUUUCCUCCUCGCCGCCAACAAGACCGUCGAGCAAACGAAAACCUACGUUCCCGCCGUCGUCAAGGCCAUCGCCGGCGGCGUCGAGAAGUUGAUCAAGCACGGCGCCAGGCGCAUCGUGGUGCCGGGGAACCUGCCGACGGGCUGCAUCCCGAUCAUGCUGACGCUGUACGCGAGCCCCAACAAGGCGGACUACGACAGGUACGGGUGCCUCGACAAGCUCAACGGCCUGGCGCGCUACCACAACGCCUUUCUCCGGCGCGAGGUCAUGGCGCUCCGGAUCAAGUACCCGGGCACCAAGAUCGCCUACGCCGACUACUUCUGGCCCGUCGUCGGGUUCCUCCAGAACCCGGCCAACUCCGGUUUCGACGGCAGCACGGCGCUGGUGGCGUGCUGCGGCGCCGGCGGCAGGUACAACUACAACGUCACGGCGGCGUGCGGGUUCCCCGGCGCGACGGCGUGCGCGGACCCGUCCAGGGCGGUGAACUGGGACGGCAUCCACCUCACGGAGGCGGCGUACAGGGACAUCGCCGGAGGAUGGCUGCGAGGCCCGUUCGCGCAACCGCCCAUACUGAGCCUCGCGCGUUGAAACACUGCUUGGAGCUUGGAUUGACCCUUGAGGGAGUGGAGCCUUUGGCUCUGACCUGGUGUGUGCGUUGCGUACAGGAGAUUGAAAAGGUGUUUCUUUUUUCCUUCGUUUUGACCUGUGUGUUUCUUUAUUGUUACUACUACAUUUGAACUCUUGUUAUUAAGGGUCUGUUUGGUAACAAGGUUAGUUUAACACCCGUCACAUCGGAUGCUUGGAUGCUAAUUAGAAGUAUUAAACAUAGGCUAAUUACAAAACUAAUUGCACAG